Messenger RNA from Durusdinium trenchii, 1951 nucleotides. The record is from the annotation of a GenBank genome assembly. Lineage: Eukaryota; Dinophyceae; Suessiales; Symbiodiniaceae.
GCGCCGCUCCGCCUCCGCUCUUGGGGCUCCACUGCUUCAGCGGCUCCCGGCGGCAGCCCUUUGCGACCGGGGGACCAUGCGAGGUUUCACGGUGCCAACCGUCUAUUUUCAGAAGUAUGUGGCCAUCCAGAACCCCAGACUUUGGGGUCUUUACUGCUGCAUCUACAUCACUCUAGUCGCCUUGGUGGCCGCGGCCAUCGCCUUGUUCCAAGUCUAUUUGGUCCCUGUUGAGCCACAUUGCAGGCUUCAGCUCUGGAGCAAUGUUGGCACUUUGACAGGCAGCAGCUGUCCAACAGGGUCCUAUGACUACGACCCGGGCAACGGGACUGGACAUUGGUCUUUCCAAGGUGCCGGCUGUGCGACGAUGUGCAGCAACGGUUUGCCCGACUUGGGCAUGGGCGCGUGCGUCAGCACUGGGCAACUGGUCAAGCAGGAUGGUGACUCCCUCUUCUUUGCCACUGCAUUUAAUGAGGAGGUGAAUCUGCGGUACCACAACGACCAGAAUUGGAUGGUCAACUAUUUCGACCAGUGGCUUCUCGAGCGGGGCACCUCCAAUAACACGGUGCCAGGUAGUCCUUGCCCCUUUCCAGUGUCGAGUAGCGACUCUGAAGCCAGACAGUGCAAGAAGAAAGCCAGCUACUUGAUCCCAUCAACCUGGCACCAGGCCAUGAGCGCGCAGUUCGUCAUGGAGUACCAGGUGCGAGUGCCCGAUAGCUUCGCCCAUGCGAUGUCCGGAAAGCAACUCAUGGAGACCACCGGGAUGACCACCGUGAUCAAGUCUUCAACGGGCGGCCAGUUCCGAGAAAUUGCCGCUGGGCAGGUGGUGUCCAUCUCGGUGCAGGAUGCCUUGACAGCCGCUGGGCUAGACUUGUCCCAGUCCAUUCCGGAGCAGGCCGAUUUGCCCAACAACCAGCAAAGGGCAAAGAUCCAAGCGGUUGGCGCAACUUUAGUGUUCCACAUGGAGGUGACGAACAAUGGGGACAUGGGCACUCCUGUGAACGAGAUCACCAUUCAAGGCAUCCCUGGCUUUGCCACCCAGAAGGAGACCGAUGUACUGGACCCCUUCGGCAGCGUGCGAGUGAGGACCUACAGCGGCAUUCGCUUCGUGUUCAGCAGCCGUGGCAGCUUCACGUGGUUCCGCUUUGACAAGUUCGUGUAUGUCUUCACCAUGUGUGUGGUGUGGCUGCAGCUCCCAGGGAUGAUCUUCUUCUCCUUCGCCAUAAGGGGCUUGGGAACGCUCUCAGAGGCGCUCGCGGGAUACACCUACGAGCACAUCGAUUUCACCAAGGAGGUGAUUGGUGUCUCUGCCCGAAACAUGGCGUAUAGCUUCAGCCAAGAGGACACGAGCGACCUCUCAGAGGAGUCGGGGAUUGGAAAGUUGGUCUAUGGCAUGUCGCUGCGGCAGGUCCGCCGGCGAUUGCACCAUGUUCUCAACGGCCAUCCAACCCUGACGGGCCCCGAGCGGAAGCUCUUCACCGAGUUCUUCCUGGCCAACGCCACCGGCUCGCUCCCGAGUGGGCGGGAUGCUCUCACCUAUGAGGGCUAUCUUCACCACCUCAGCUCCAAUGAGAACCUCCGCGGCUUUCAAGACGUGGUGUCCAUCAUUGACCCGGCAGGGGGCAACAAGAAUGCCUUGGAAUAUGUCUUUACAGACAACACGGUCAAGGCGAUGCAAGAGUUGGCCAACAAGCGACGGAAGGUGGGUGAGGUGGGAAUCAUUCACGACACGAAGAUGAUCGUUUUGAGCCGGUUGAAGCUGCAAGCCAGCAUUUGGGCAGCUCAGAGGUGUAACCUGACGCGUUGUCAACUGGGCCAGGAAGCUCUGGAAGGCCAGCUCGAGAAGCUGCAAGGGGCUGGCGCCACCCUACACGAGUUUGCUUCAAGGCUUCAAAGUGGGAAGACUGAGGAGGAAUAGAGACGUCCGGAGCUCUAGUCAGGCAUCCGACCAACG